This is a messenger RNA of Myotis myotis, 2321 nucleotides long. RefSeq names its product cytochrome P450 1A1. The transcript has 8 exons. Gene Ontology annotation, molecular function: iron ion binding; oxidoreductase activity, acting on paired donors, with incorporation or reduction of molecular oxygen, reduced flavin or flavoprotein as one donor, and incorporation of one atom of oxygen; heme binding. The record is from RefSeq and is a predicted model, not a curated record. Bases 611 to 2161 code for a protein of 516 amino acids. Gene Ontology annotation, biological process: progesterone metabolic process; hormone biosynthetic process. Lineage: Eukaryota; Metazoa; Chordata; Mammalia; Chiroptera; Vespertilionidae.
CUCUUUUCGGGCUGUGCUGGGACUUCUCCCCAAACCCCCGCCUCACCUGGGCUCUGCGCUGUCCAAGGGGUGCCUUGGAACUGGAGACCCCAGGUGUCCCCAGCCCUCACCCUUUUACGUGCCGGCACAUGGAAGAGGCGUCCCCAUAGUGGGUUCUUACCGGUCCCUGUGCCUCCGCUCCCCCACUUCCCAUCCACCCUAGAGCGACUAUUCCCCCUCAGGCCGCCCCUCCCUCAGUUGCAUCCCUGAGCCAAGGGGCGUGGCCACGGGCAAGCUGCCUAUAAAGUUGGUUGUGCCUUCACCCUCACCCUGAAGGUGACAGACAGUUGCUUGGAGCCUUCCUUGAUCUUCUUUGGGGUCCUGGCUUCUGAGACAACUCUUCCCAGCUCAGUUCAGCACCUCCUCACAGCCACAGGCAUGGCUUGUCAGAGCCAAGAUGUGCUGACUUGGACAAGAGAUCUGAGCAAGAGUCCCGGGCACUGCCCAGAGGCCUUCCCUAUCCCGUUGACUGUCUUCUCUGGCGUCUGUUGGGGAGCAGUGUGAGAGACUGUCAGCUUCAGGGAGCUUGACCACCAGUCCUUGUGGCCACCUUGCCAUCUCUACGCUGAUCAUGCUUUCUGUAUUUGGACUCUCCAUCCCCAUCUCGGCCACAGAACUUCUCCUGGCCUCCACCACCUUCUGCCUAGUAUUCUGGAUGUUCAGAGCCUGGAGGCCUGGGGUCCCCAAAGGCUUGAAGAGUCCUCCAGGGCCCUGGGGCUGGCCCCUGCUUGGACACAUGCUGACCUUGGGGAAGAACCCACACCUGGCGCUGUCACGACUGAGCCAGCGUUAUGGGGACGUGCUAGAGAUCCGCAUUGGCUGCACACCUGUGCUGGUGCUCAGUGGCCUGGACACCAUCCGGCAGGCUCUGGUGCGGCAGGGCGACGAUUUCAAGGGCCGGCCUGACCUCUACAGCUUCACCUUCAUCUCUGGUGGACAGAGCAUGACCUUUAACCCAGACUCUGGACCGGUGUGGGCUGCCCGCCGGCGUCUGGCCCAAAAUGCCCUGAAGAGUUUCUCUAUUGCUUCAGACCCGACUUCCUCAUCUUCUUGCUACUUGGAGGAGCAUGUGAGCAAGGAGGCUGAGGUCCUCAUCAGCAAGUUCCAGGAGCUAAUGGCAAGGGUUGGACACUUUGACCCCUACAGGUAUGUAGUGGUGUCAGUGGCCAACGUCAUAUGUGCCAUGUGCUUUGGUCAGCGUUAUGACCAUGAUGAUCAAGAGCUACUUAGUAUAGUCAACCUGAGUAAUGAGUUCGGGGAGGUGGCUGCUUCCGGAAACCCAGCUGACUUCCUCCCUAUCCUCCGUUACCUGCCCAACUCUGCCCUGAGUAUCUUCAAGGACGUGAAUAAGAAGUUCUACAUCUUCAUGCAAAAGAUGGUUAAGGAACACUAUAAAACGUUUGAGAAGGGCCACAUCCGAGACAUCACAGACAGCCUGAUCAAACAUUGUCAGGACAAGAAGCUGGAUAAGAACGCCAAUAUCCAGCUGUCAGAUGAGAAGAUCGUUAGUGUCGUCUUGGACCUCUUUGGAGCUGGGUUUGACACAGUCACAACUGCCAUCUCUUGGAGCCUCAUGUACCUGGUGACAAGCCCCGGUGUGCAGAGAAAGAUCCAGGAGGAGCUCGACACAGUGGUUGGCAGGGCACGGCAGCCACAGCUCUCUGACAGGCCCCAGCUGCCCUAUCUGGAAGCCUUCAUCCUGGAGACCUUCCGACACUCCUCCUUUGUCCCCUUCACCAUCCCCCACAGUACUACCAGAGACACAAAUUUGAGUGGCUUUUACAUCCCCAAGGGGCGUUGUGUCUUUGUGAACCAGUGGCAAAUCAACCAUGACCAGAAACUGUGGGAUGACCCAUCUGAGUUCCGACCAGAACGUUUUCUCACCCCCAAUGGCACUAUCAACAAGGCACUGAGUGAGCAGGUGAUUCUCUUUGGCCUUGGCAAGCGGAAGUGCAUUGGUGAAAACAUUGCCCGCUUCGAGGUCUUUCUCUUCCUGGCCAUCAUGCUGCAGCAGGUAGAAUUCAGCAUACCACCAGGCGUGAAGGUGGACAUGACCCCCAUCUAUGGGCUGACCAUGAAGCAUGCCCACUGUGAGCACUUCCAGGUGCAGGUUCGCUCUUAGGUGGCUGAGAGCCCUGCAGAGCCUUGUACCUGUAAAAGCUACUCAGGCUUGUGUCUCUGGUGGUACUAACUUAAUGUGAUAGAAAAAUUCAUAUCCACAUAUCUAGAAAUGUGUAGGAAACAUCUUCCUGAGCUAAAUAAAGAUAUUAUGCAGAAGUGGA